AUGCGGGAUAUCUUGAUACGCCAAGAACGCUCGCUGUUGGCCGUGAGCAACAAUUCAAUACGGAAUUCUUUUUGUCUAUCCUCGUGGGUUGCACGCAGAGUGGGGGACCACGUGACUCUAGGGGUUCGCGCGUUAUAUUAUGCCGCUGCCCAUAAUUCCUCCUCUUUAUUCCCGAUUGAUAUCCCCCACAAGCGGGUGCUUGAGCCACACGGUACCACCGAGCUCUCAAUAAACGACAUUAUGACCGAAGUUAGCGAAGGAAGCAUUACCAAGGGUAGCGUAGCCAAGAGGUUGAGCAAUGAGCUUAUGUCUCUAAUGAUGUCAAGUUCCCCUGGGAUUUCCGCAUUUCCCCGAAGCGACUCGAACAUGUUUGAAUGGAUAGGCACUAUUGAAGGUCCUCCCAGCUCUGUAUACGAACACCUCACGUUUAAGAUUACCCUUUCUUUCCCGCCCACAUAUCCCUACACGGCUCCCAGCGUUCGAUUUGAUCCGGAUACGCCUUGUUACCAUCCUAACGUGGAUCUGCAAGGUGGUAUUUGCUUGGAUAUUCUCAAGGACAAGUGGUCUGCGAUUUAUAGCGUCCAUACAAUACUCUUGUCACUUCAGUCAUUGCUUGGGGAACCCAACAAUGAGUCGCCGUUGAAUCUUGAGGCGGCUGAAUUGUGGAAUAACCAAAAGGCGUUCAAAACACAACUCAUGAGGACCUAUAGGCCAAUUUCCGGCUCUUAA
Rhizoctonia solani is the source of this 729-nucleotide messenger RNA. RefSeq names its product ubiquitin-conjugating enzyme. The record is from RefSeq and is a predicted model, not a curated record. Bases 1 to 729 code for a protein of 242 amino acids. The transcript is spliced from 7 exons. NCBI's taxonomy places the organism in Eukaryota, Fungi, Basidiomycota, Agaricomycetes, Cantharellales, Ceratobasidiaceae.